Molecule: messenger RNA, 1843 nt
Organism: Limulus polyphemus (Atlantic horseshoe crab)
Lineage: Eukaryota; Metazoa; Arthropoda; Merostomata; Xiphosura; Limulidae
Exons: 6
Source: RefSeq, a predicted model, not a curated record
GUUUGGAAACGAGGCAUUCCAUGUAGAAAAUUUCAAGGCCUUCGCACUGACUGGCCUCCAGAUGUUAAAGGCAUUACAACACUCUGGGAGUGGUGUUUUCUGGACAAUUAUCUGGAAUGGAGCAAGAACACUGAUGGUUCGUUUCCCGUUGUCAGUCUCGAAGUUUAUGUGACCGAGAGUCCGUAUAACAUGUCUUCAGGGAUCUAUUACAAAGGUCUUCGGUUCUGGUAUAAUUUCUAUGACAUGAUAAAGCAGAGUUCGGUGUACUUAGACAAUGUCGCCUUUGACAUUUCAAGCUGCUUCUCGGCAAAUCAUAAGGAAUUUCUGGAGUUUCGAGUAUCCUAUGAUCUACAAUAUUUUCAAGAAUUGCAAGAUGUUAUCAUCAAUCCAAUGUUUCGAGCAGAAUGGAAAGAAGGGAUCACAGCUGCUGCGCAACUUAAGAAGGCCUCUUUGAGAAUUACUCAAAUGAAAAGUAUAAUAGUUGGGAAAGACUUUUUCGUCCAAUUCACGGUCUUGGAUCGUCAUCCUGAUCUUCCAGAUGGAAUACGUAAGAAUGAAAUAAGUAUGGCAGACGUUAUAAGCAAUUUAACAAAGGCAGUUGACUUGAAAGAAAUUGGUGUAGACUGGCCUCUGCCGAACGGAGACAAGAACGUCAUUUUGAAGCUGAGAAGCGUUCCAAACACUCUAAAAAACCAGUUCGAAAGAGAAUAUGAAAAUACUACAACUACAACAACAACAACAACUACUACUACUACUUCUUCUCCGGCUACUGAAACAACAACAACAACAACGAAGAAACCCUCCUCCUCAAGUUCCACAAGCUCUUCGAGCAUUUCUACAAAGGAGGUUGUUACAACCACAGUGGUUCCUAAGAAGACUACAACUCUUGAAACUACAGUAUUGAGUACAUCAACUGAGAACCCAGAAACUACCACAGAAUACAAAAAGAAGAAUGAUAAACAGAAGCUGUAUUCUCCAGGAACAAUGGGAGGCGUUGCUAUAGCAAUGUUAGUUAUUGGUAUUGGGUUGGGUGCAGGAGGAACCUUCGCGAAGUCCAAGUUUUUUGAUAACCGUAGCAGUAAUUAUUGAAACUGAAACUAACUAUUCAGGUUCCGUGUAUUUGGUUUGAAGGUCAACGAGGAGCGUUUCGCAUGAAAGUGAUAUACACUUAACUCCAGUAUAUUUUAAGAUGCAAAUAAUUGUUAAGCUUUAGAAGCUACGUUCUUGGCAGGCUUAACGAUUAGGAGAUUUUAAAAUAUAUAGGGAUAGAUAAUGAUUAAGAUUAUAAUAUUUUGGAAACAGCAUAUAUAAAUUUAAUUUAUACUUUUAUUAAUAGUUACAAUAAUGUUUUAGUGUUUCUAUUAUCACUGAUGAAAUAAUUCUUUCACUGAUACUCAAAACUUCGAUAGUCAGAAAGUUUUCUUUUUUUUUCCAUUUGAUUCUUUUGGAAAUAGUUUUUACGAGCAUUUGAUAAAACAGACUUUUAUGUACGUAAUAGUGAAUAAUAAGAAUAACUUAAAUAAAUAGAAUAAGAUGAUAAUCUUGUUCAAAAACAACAGCAAAGAAAAACGUCAGUUCAGUUUAACACCCUAAAAUAUGUGGAUCUGUUUAAGGAUCUUAUUCAAAGAUAAGGAAGAUCAUUAAAAAUUAGAUCCACUUGAUGUGAAACAUGACAGGUUACAGACCAUCUGUUUCAUAAUGUUUUGCUUAUAUUUAUCCUGUUGGAACACGAAUGUUAUUGUAGAGAAAAUUUGGUGUCCCUGAUAACCUGAAGCUUGAUAUUUUUGCUGUUAAUAUAAAAGUAUAAGUAUUUCAUGGCUGAUAAUAAAAUACAAUUCAUAAA